AUGGACCAUGUGCUUCUUUUCUUUGCAAGUGCAUCGCACGGAAACCACGGUCCUCGUGGGCACGGGUCCGUCGUCGUCCGACUACAGGCGCAGUCACAUGCGGCAGGCGCAGUGUGGAUUGAUAGCUUUGACCUGUGCUCGUCUUGGGUACCGUGGCUGUGUACCGCGGUUUGGCUUUUGAUCUGCGAGCGGCUAAACACAGCGACUUUACGCCGUUGCACGUCAUUGGAGACGAUUACCUGGUCGUUUCGCAGCUUUGACUACACCGAUCGCCUCGGCAUCCGCACCUCGCUGCACUAUAUCGUACUGCCUGGAUACUAG
Molecule: messenger RNA, 321 nt
Organism: Peronospora matthiolae
Lineage: Eukaryota; Oomycota; Peronosporomycetes; Peronosporales; Peronosporaceae
Source: the annotation of a GenBank genome assembly